Messenger RNA from Cucumis sativus (cucumber), 2166 nucleotides. Its product is annotated as probable lysophospholipase BODYGUARD 3. NCBI's taxonomy places the organism in Eukaryota, Viridiplantae, Streptophyta, Magnoliopsida, Cucurbitales, Cucurbitaceae. The record is from RefSeq and is a predicted model, not a curated record. The transcript is spliced from 4 exons. The coding region runs from base 383 to 1813 and encodes 476 amino acids.
UGGUGUUAAAAAAGAAACAAGAAGAAGGGAAAGAAAAAAAAAACUUGUAUCCAAGUCUAUAAAAUCCCAUUUGCCAAGAGAGAAAUUGUUUGCCCUCCUUCUCUCCCCAAAGGGAAGUUCAACUACCACCAACCUUCUUUUUUCUUCUUUCUUUCUUUCUUUCUUCUCAACAGAUGGCUUUAAAUAAAACAAUGGAUUCAUUAUUAUUUCAUCUGCUAUCUGCUAUUCUCUGACUAUUUAUCUCUCUCUCUCCCUUAAAAAAAAGUCAAUUUUUUAAAAAAAAAUUAUCAAUGAAGGAAAUUACAAAUUAGCUAAAGAGAAAGGUUAAGGUCUUUUUUUUUUUAUAUCUCCAAAAUCAUUACUCUUUUUUUCCCCUAUCAAAAUGACGGCAAUGUCUUCUUCUUCUGCUUCUUCUUCUUCACUUUCUUCUUCAAUGGCUAAAUCAGCCAAAUGGGUUCUCAAAUCAAUUGGUAAUUUCACAAAUGAAAUUCUAAGUAUUUUUCUCUUCUCUCUUCUUGACAUCAUUGACAUUGUGUUAUGCUUUCUUUACAAAAUGGCUGAUUUCUUUUUUGAAUCUCAAUGGAAGCCUUGUUAUUGUUCUUCCCAUAAAGAAGCUAUUACAAGUUGUGAUGGGAAUAAGGUUUUGGUCUCUCAAAAUAAUGUCUUGUCUUUGUCAACUAAACUUCAACUUGAAGAAGUUUCUGAUACUCUUUACACUCGCCCUUCGUAUCUCUCUGAGAUAUCUAAGGUUAUGCCUUUUGUUAUUGGUUCUACUGCUACGACGGCAAAAACUACCGUCGGAUCCACGUUUACAGUUCAUUCCACCAUUGUUGAAAUGCUUCAAGAUAAGAUUAACGGUGGGCAGAAUCCUCGAUGGUCGGAUUGUGAUUGUAAACCUUGUACCCGUUGGUCUUCUUCCCCUAAACAAUCGCUCUACGUUCGUUCAGAAGGACUCACAGAUCACCCACGUGAAGACGUGUUGUUCAUUCAUGGCUUCAUUUCGUCAUCGGCUUUUUGGACGGAAACCCUCUUUCCAAACUUCUCCGCGUCCGCCAAAUCGUCAUAUCGGUUCCUCGCCGUCGAUCUUCUUGGCUUUGGUCGAAGCCCGAAGCCGGCCGAUUCCCUCUACACACUGAAAGAGCACGUCGACAUGAUCGAAGCCUCCGUUCUCGAUGCCUAUAAAGUCAAGUCCUUCCACAUCGUCGCCCAUUCCCUCGGCUGCAUUUUAGCCCUCGCUUUGGCUGUCAAGCAUCCUGGCUCUAUCAAGUCGUUAACGCUCCUUGCACCGCCAUAUUAUCCAGUACCAAAAGGAGUAGAACCGAGUCAAUACGUGAUGAGGAAAGUAGCGCCACGACGGGUGUGGCCGCCGAUAGCCCUUGGGGCAUCAAUUGCUUGUUGGUACGAGCAUAUCUCAAGGACAGUGUGCCUACUCAUAUGCAAAAACCAUCGCUUUUGGGAGUAUCUAACCAAAGUUGUCACCAGAAACAGAAUAGAGUCAUUUCUAGUGGAAGGUUUCUUCGCACAUACACACAAUGCCGCGUGGCACACACUCCACAACGUCAUAUGUGGCACUGGGGGAAAGAUAGAGAGAUAUCUAGACGCGGUUCGUGAACGUGUGAAGUGCCACAUCAACAUAUUCCACGGCAGCGACGAUGACGUGGUGCCGGUGGAGUGCAGCCAGAGUGUGAAGGCGCGUGUACCAACAGCGCGGGUCAAUAUUGUGCAAAACAAAGACCAUAUCACUAUCGUAAUUGGAAGACAAAAGGCCUUUGCUAGAGAGCUUGAACAAAUUUGGAGCAACUCAAGUGCUUAAAUUUAAGAAAAUAAAUUAAUGAAGCAAUUAUUAUUGUUGUUGUUAUUAAUAUAUAUUAAUCGUAAAUUAAAAGGUUUUUUUAAAAAAAAGAAGAAGAAGAAGGGAAUAUUGGACGAUGUUUAAUUGAAAAGAAUUGAUUCAAUAACCUCAUCAAAGGAAGGUUUUUAGAGAGUUUGGGUAAUUGUAAUUCUGUUUCUUUCUUCUUUCAUUAUGUAAAAAGUUUGUAUUUUGUGGAGAGCCAAAGGCAUGUGGAAGUUUUUGGAAUAUCCCAUAAUAUUGGGUGUGUUUCCAUUCAAAAUAUAUGUUAAAAUUUGUCAAUCAUAUAUAAAAAUUUACAUACAUAUAUUCUUGUU